Camelina sativa (false flax) is the source of this 565-nucleotide messenger RNA. Its product is annotated as ATP synthase subunit epsilon, mitochondrial-like. The record is from RefSeq and is a predicted model, not a curated record. Lineage: Eukaryota; Viridiplantae; Streptophyta; Magnoliopsida; Brassicales; Brassicaceae. Gene Ontology annotation, biological process: proton motive force-driven mitochondrial ATP synthesis. Gene Ontology annotation, cellular component: mitochondrial inner membrane. Gene Ontology annotation, molecular function: proton-transporting ATP synthase activity, rotational mechanism.
GAGAGAGAACCAGUCUCACAAUUUCGCGAAUUUUCUCCUAUUUCUCAGAAACAGAAGGAACGAAAGGAAGAGAGAUCUGAUCGGAGAUGGCAUUGACUGCGGCGGUUCCGUUCUGGAGAGCGGCGGGUAUGACUUACAUUACCUACUCAAACAUCUGCGCGAAUCUGGUGAGGAAUUGUCUCAAGGAGCCACACAGAGCUGAAUCCUUAGCACGCGAGAAGGUUCACUUCUCUCUCUCCAAAUGGGCUGAUGGAAAGGCUCAGAAACCUGUUUUGCGCUCAGACGCACCUGAAGUUUGAGACUUUACAUUUGAUGAACAAGUUUGAGAUAAUGAUGUGCCUAUAAGGAAUGCAAGAAACUGUGUUACCAAAGCUUUUUUUUUUAUCUUCUUCUUUUUAUUGUUAGCAAUGGAGCUUGAGUGAGAGAGAGAGAGAGAGAGACUCAUUCCAAUCAUAAAUAAUCAAAACACCGUGGGCUUGUGUGUUUCGUUACUUGUUUUGCAUCUAUUAUUUUCUCUUUUCAAUUUUUGUAUGCAAAAAAAUAAUCAAAAAGCAUUUGAAGACUU